CAUAUAUGCCGGGGCUGUUACCCAAUGGAGCGAAGUCCCAGGGUCGAGGAUUACCUCUGCUGGCUCCCAUCUAAGUCAUUAUCAGCUAUCCACAGGUAUACGGCGCACACAGGAAUAAUGGCUCUGAUCCACUCAAGGUUCAAUCCAUUCCUUGUCCUGAUUGUCGGGAUUCAUCUUGGAACACUUGGCCUGUAUCUCACGUUCAGAUCAUCGUCACAGAACGUCCUUGUCCUGCUUACAGAACGAUUGGUGGGCAUUGUCUUCAUGUUGGCCUCUGUGGUAGCAGCAGACAUAUACAGAUCCAAACCCGUACACUCCCAUACAUGGAGUUCCAUGCUACAACAAUACGUCAGCUUCAAGAAGCUCCUCAUCCAACAUUACCAUCUCAAGAGAAAGAUUCUAGCUUCUAUGCAGGACGUGAAAACCGCACAGGCUCACCUCCUGAGAGACAUCCUCAAUCAAAGAGCUGAUGUGGCAUAUGGUAAAGAUUUCAAAUUCAGUGACAUAAAAACGGUAGAGGAAUUUCUCGCCAGGCACCCACUAACCACGUACAUACACUAUGAGUCGUACGUGUCUCGUGUGGUUGAUGGAGAGCGUGAUGUCAUGUUUCCGGGAGCUCCCCAAUAUAUCGCCCUUUCUUCGGGAACAACCUCAGGAAAAAGUAAGAGACAUCCAAAGGACCUGAAAUUUUUCGGUAAAAUAAGUUGGAUGUAUUUCGUCUAUCUCAGAACCACACUGUUCCGCUUUCGACACAUGUCAAAGCUGCAAUUAUGGCAUGACAUCCGUGUUAAACCACCCAUCACCAAGUCACAUCUGGGUGUUCCUAUGGGUGCCGGGAGUGGUUCAGCAUAUUUUGUAUGUCCCUUCUCUGCGUCACCACCGGAAGUGUACAGCUUGGAAAAGGAGCAGACGUCAUUGUAUCUUCACUCAUUAUUUGGACUCAAAGAAAGGUGCGUGACACUUUUCAGUUCACUGUCAACUCCGCUUGCAUUGAACUUCUUUAAAACCAUUCAGAAGUACUGGAAACAGUUGUGUGAGGAUAUCGAAUCCGGGACAAUAAACCAAACCAUUGACCUUGAACCUGGCACGAGACAAAAACUACAGACAUCAUUGACCCCAGAUUCAGAAAGAGCCGAUGAACUUCGGAAGAUAUUCCGUAAAGGAACUUCUCACUUCGGUCCACGUGUGUGGCCGAACAUGGCAGCCCUCCACGCUCCGGGAACAGGUAGUUUCUCAUUUGCGACUGAGCUUCUGAAGAAGAACUUUCUGGGAGAGGUGCCAGUGUCAUCCGGCGUCCAUAUCUCGUCUGAGGGUCUGUACGGUCUCAACCUGCACGUGGAGGAUCAGACAAAGACGGAGUACACAAUCCUGCCAUGUUUGAACUUCUAUGAGUUCAUACCUGAAGACUCUAUAGACAAGGAGGAUCCCACGACUCUUCUAGCUCACGAGGUUGAGGUAGGUGGAGAGUAUGAGAUGGUGGUGACGACGUGGAUGGGGCUGUACAGAUACAGGACCGGGGACGUCGUGCGAGUCAGCAGCUUCACGGGGACGACUCCCAACUACACCUUCUCCCAAAGAUCGUCUGACUUUAUCGACAAGUACCCGGAGUUCUUGUUCACGAAGGCCGUUAAGGACGCCGCUAGAACGUGGACGUCAGGAACAUCGUUAUACAACUACAUGGCAUGUGAAAGCCAGCAUGUAGAGGCAAUAACAGGUGACGUCACGUCUUCGCGAUACUUCUAUAUAUUUCUGGAACUUGAGGAUAACUCUGCCUUAACAGAUGAAGACAAAGAAAAGGUUGACAGUGCAUUACAAUCCCACUUUGAAUUCUUUCGCGGCAGCCGUAUAACGGGGAGGAUUGGCGCUCCUGUUGUGAUCCAGGUGAAGUCCGGGACGCUUGACAUCAUCAAGCAGGUCAACUGUGACCUCAACUCAAAGGCUGCAGUACAACAGUACAAGUACCCGAAGUUUACGAUGAAACCCGAACUGAUACGAAUCCUGUUGGCAAACAAGUUGUGAUUGUUAACUGUGGUAAGAUAUCCUACCUGGAUAUAGAAACCACGCCAUGAAACCAUUUAAUCGUGUUGCGAAACAGUUUGUCAAUGUGCAACUGGGUUAAAAUGUCGACUAAUUGAUGAACUUAUCACUGCUCAAACUGUUGUGGUCUUCGCACACAUGAUUAUUCAGAAUUUGCAACUGCUUCCGACUGUAAAAUAUCUUGCACCAUUUUCAAGCUAAAUGUGACUACAACUGAUGCUGUUCUUGCGUAUAUAGAUUUUGUAUUUUGUACCUUUCUAGAAAAUGCAUGGACGAAAAUUCAACCGUUCCUUCACAGCAACAUAUCCAAUAAAUAUUUACAUGAUUUGUGA
Molecule: messenger RNA, 2369 nt
Organism: Haliotis rubra (blacklip abalone)
Lineage: Eukaryota; Metazoa; Mollusca; Gastropoda; Lepetellida; Haliotidae
Product: probable indole-3-acetic acid-amido synthetase GH3.9
Exons: 8
Coding region: 25-2019 (664 amino acids)
Cellular component (GO): cytoplasm
Molecular function (GO): acid-amino acid ligase activity
Source: RefSeq, a predicted model, not a curated record